UUUGGCUAUUCAUAGUCCACCACCCUCUCUCUCUCUCUCUCUCUCUCUCUUCUCCAAAGUUUCACAUCCAUGGCCGCCUCCACCACCGCCACCAAUCUCUCUCCUCUCUCCUCCCCCUCCCUCGACAAACCCUACUCUCUCUCCAAAAACCCAUCUCCCAAUCCCCUCUCUCUCUUCCCCAAAAUACUCCUAAAAACCCCCUCCGCCUCCUACUCACAAACCCACAAAACCCUCUUCACAACAGCCUCCAAAAACCCAAUCUCCGACGUUAUCUCCACAAACAAACCAAACCCAGAUGCCCAUUCAUUGAUUUUCGAUGACAACGACGACAAGCCUCGCGAAGAGUGCGGAGUUGUGGGAAUCUACGGCGACCCAGAAUCGUCUCGUCUCUGCUACCUCGCUCUCCACGCUCUCCAACACCGCGGCCAAGAAGGCGCUGGAAUCGUUGCCGUCCACGACAACGUCCUCCAAUCGAUCACCGGAGUGGGCCUCGUCUCCGACGUCUUCAACGAAUCGAAGCUCGAUCAGCUUCCCGGCGACAUCGCAAUUGGCCAUGUUCGCUACUCCACUGCUGGGUCUUCAAUGCUCAAAAACGUUCAACCUUUCGUCGCUGGUUAUCGAUUUGGGUCUGUUGGUGUUGCCCACAAUGGGAAUUUGGUGAAUUACCAAUUUCUUCGUGCUAUGCUUGAAGAUAAUGGGUCAAUUUUCAAUACUAGUUCUGAUACAGAGGUGGUUCUUCACUUAAUCGCGAUAUCCAAAAUGAGACCCUUCUUUUUGAGGAUUGUUGAGGCUUGUGAGAAGCUUGAAGGGGCUUAUUCGAUGGUGUUUUUGACUGAAGAUAAAUUGGUUGCAGUUCGAGAUCCGUAUGGGUUUCGACCAUUGGUGAUGGGUAGGAGGAGCAAUGGUGCUGUUGUGUUUGCUUCUGAGACUUGUGCUUUGGAUCUAAUUGAGGCUACAUAUGAGAGAGAGGUCUAUCCAGGUGAAGUACUUGUGGUGGACAAAGAUGGUGUCCAAUCACUCUGUUUAAUGCCUCACCCUGAACCCAAAGCUUGCAUAUUUGAACACAUAUACUUUGCUUUACCCAAUUCAGUGGUUUUUGGGAGGUCUGUGUAUGAGUCUCGCCGCACAUUUGGCAAAAUUCUCGCCAUGGAGGCACCGGUUGAUUGUGAUGUUGUGAUAGCUGUGCCUGAUUCAGGGGUUGUAGCUGCUUUAGGUUAUGCUGCCCAAGCAGGGGUCCCAUUUCAGCAGGGCUUGAUUAGGUCUCACUAUGUGGGUAGGACUUUCAUUGAGCCAUCACAGAAGAUUAGGGACUUUGGAGUGAAGCUCAAGCUCUCACCAGUUCGAGCAGUGUUGGAAGGCAAAAGGGUUGUGGUUGUUGAUGACUCAAUUGUGAGAGGAACCACCUCUUCGAAAAUUGUUAGGUUGAUCAAAGAAGCAGGGGCUAAGGAGGUUCACAUGAGGAUUGCUAGCCCACCAAUUAUUGCUUCUUGUUAUUAUGGUGUCGACACGCCUAGUUCUGAGGAGUUGAUUUCAAAUAGGAUGAGUGUGGAGGAAAUUAGGGAGUUUAUUGGGUCGGAUUCCCUCGCAUUUCUGCCAAUCGACAGCUUGAGGAAGUUGUUGGGAAGUGAUUCUCCUAACCACUGUUAUGCUUGCUUUUCUGGGAAGUACCCAGUUGAGCCGAAGGGGAAAGUGAAACGGGUUGGUGAUUUUGUGGACGAUGGGUUGAAUGGAAGUAUAGAAGCGAUCGAUGGGGGUUGGAUUCAAGGAACUAGAAAUCAGCCAGAGGGAGAGAGAGAUUCAGAACAGAAACUGGAGGAGGAGAAAGUUUCACUAUAGUGGUGACAUUUAUGCUGAAUUCAUUACUUAGAGUGCUUCUAGUUUACUACUCUAUUAGGUGCUUUUUUGCUAUGGACACAGCAAUAUUUAGGGCUAUUAUCAUAAAUGUGAGGCGGUGAGUGACAUUUCCUUUCAAUGAUCUCGAAGCUAAAAGCUUAUAAUAUUACAAUUUUGGUCAUGUUUUAUUCGUUUUGCUUAAUGAAUUCUGACAUUAACUUGAGCUAAUUUCUCAUGAUUAUAAAUAACGGUUUGUUAA
This is a messenger RNA of Camellia sinensis, 2092 nucleotides long. Its product is annotated as amidophosphoribosyltransferase, chloroplastic. Gene Ontology annotation, biological process: purine nucleobase biosynthetic process. Gene Ontology annotation, molecular function: amidophosphoribosyltransferase activity. The record is from RefSeq and is a predicted model, not a curated record. NCBI's taxonomy places the organism in Eukaryota, Viridiplantae, Streptophyta, Magnoliopsida, Ericales, Theaceae.